AUGGCGGCCAAGGUUCACUCGUCCCAAGGUCCCAGGGAGCGACUUCCUCAGAUGAAGCUCGCCGUCCUCACCGCCUCACUCCUCGCAGCCGUCGUGUCCGCCACCUUCCCUGCGGCGUACACCCUCGUGGCCGACGGGGGAUGGACCGUCCGCACGCUCUAA
This is a messenger RNA of Aspergillus heteromorphus CBS 117.55, 162 nucleotides long. RefSeq lists its product as uncharacterized. The transcript is spliced from 3 exons. The coding region runs from base 1 to 162 and encodes 53 amino acids. Lineage: Eukaryota; Fungi; Ascomycota; Eurotiomycetes; Eurotiales; Aspergillaceae. The record is from RefSeq and is a predicted model, not a curated record.